Messenger RNA from Guillardia theta CCMP2712, 1035 nucleotides. RefSeq lists its product as hypothetical. The record is from RefSeq and is a predicted model, not a curated record. NCBI's taxonomy places the organism in Eukaryota, Cryptophyceae, Pyrenomonadales, Geminigeraceae. Gene Ontology annotation, molecular function: glycosyltransferase activity. The transcript is spliced from 10 exons. Bases 1 to 1035 code for a protein of 344 amino acids.
AUGUCUGAGAACAGAGUGUUGCUCGUAGCAAACAGACGACAGCCGCUGGCGGAGGAGAGGAUUGUUAUAGAGAGGGAUGAAGAUUUCUCGCAGAGGCUCAAGGCGUUGGGCUUCUCCGUGACGGGACCGAGGACUUGGGUCAAUGUCACCCGAGGGGACAACGAGGAUUGGAUCAAUCACACGAUCCAGCUGUGGAAGAUCCCAGCUUUCCGUCUGUCGCACCAUGUUGUCAGGGACCUGGUUGCCCACCACGAGCCCACCUUUCAAGAGCUGGGAAGAGCACAGGUGAACCAGCAGGAGGGGCGAGGUAUUCUUUCUCUCUCCUACUACCCCAUGAUGCCGGAGACGCUCCCCGGCGUCGCUACUCUCAGCGACGUGAUUGUGCACACCCACGGGCAAUACUGGGGCGACAACUACUAUCACUUCAUGAUCGAGUGCCUUCCAAGGCUUGCGCUUGUGACGAGGCUGCUGGAGGAGCAGAAGGAGCUCGGCUGGCAUGUCCAUGUCAUGCGUAGCAGAGUCUCACGUCUUGUGCUUCCUCUCAUGGGCGUCAAGGCCAACAAGAUCGUCAGCGGCAGCAUCUUUGCAUCGCUCGCGCUCGUCCCUGAGCCUGUGCCCUGUGCUCGAUGUCCUGCCAGUAUGCUAAAUCUGCUCAGAAAGACGCUGCUUGCCAGUCCUCAAAUUGCGGUGCAUCCGAGAAGCGACAAGUGCUCAGUCGUGCUUCUCAAGAGGAAAGGUGUAGCUCGUCAGAUCCUCAACCACGACGAGUUGAUGCUGACUGCACGUCGAGAGCUGCCGGCAUGUGACAUUCGCGAGCACAACCAGAACCUGCCGCUCUCUUCUCAGCUUGCCAUCUUCCGUGACGCUCGUGCGGUGUUGGCUCCACACGGGUCAGAGAUCAAUAUCGUCUAUGCUGUCAUGGCCUACAAGCUGCAGUUGCGAUAUAUCGGUCACUCCGUCAGACAGGCUCGCCAGGAUGGCCCAAUGCGAGUGAGUGUAGAUGUGGUAGUGAAUCUGUUGAAAAGGAAUGUCUGA